AUGCCGCGUGCAAGACGAGCAAACAUUGGCAGAGGUUCACGUCAAUCAAAUGCUACAGCGUUAAAUCGAAGAUCACAAAGUGAAGAAGAUCGUGUUCGACGAAAUGAAGUGGAAACACAACGACACAGACAGAGAAAUCAGUCGGUUAAUAGUGAAGCACCAAGGAACCGUCGUGGGCGUACGUCCGUUUAUGAUAUACGUCAAAUGGAACGCGCGGCUUUCAAUUACGAUGCUACCAUUGAUUACAGCAUGCAUGCCUACAUUGGCCAAAUGAAUGUACUGUGUAUACAUUGCAAAGCAAUUAAAUUCAGAAACGAAACGCCUGGUAUGUGCUGUGCUGGUGGGAAAGUUAAAUUGCCGGUGCUAGAACUUCCGGCAGAACCUUUGCAUUCAAUGCCGACGUUUAAGACAAUCAAUUUACAAGCAUUGAAUGAUGGCUACUGGCUAUCAAAAAGCAUCAGCAGCAUCAUCACCAAUAUCAACAAUAUAGACACAAGCGCACAAGUAGCAGAAGCAGCAGAAGCAGCCACUCGCUUGUUCCAAUACACGCCGCUCUGUGCGGAUACGAGUAUUGCAGCUGCCCAACAGUGCGUAUACGUAAUAUGA
Messenger RNA from Anastrepha obliqua, 606 nucleotides. RefSeq lists its product as uncharacterized. Bases 1 to 606 code for a protein of 201 amino acids. The record is from RefSeq and is a predicted model, not a curated record. Lineage: Eukaryota; Metazoa; Arthropoda; Insecta; Diptera; Tephritidae. The transcript has 3 exons.